UUGCAGUUGUUUGUUUGUUUUUUUUUUGGUAAAAAAUUAACCGUAAAAAAAAAAACAAAAACGGAAAAAAGAGGGCACGUGGAGGUGGUGCUGAUGCAUUGCUGCCACUGGUUCCCUCUCAGCCUCACCUCUCAAAGUCGCCUGAGAAUCUGAGCUCUCUCUCCCAUCCUCUUUUUUUUUUUUUAAUGUCGGGUUUUUUGUGCUUUCCGUCAAUUUCUUUCCGGAGAGCGACUAAUUUCGACGAUUAGCUCGUUGGGGUUUUCUUCCAAUUCGUGCAUUUCGACAAAUUAAUAGGUUUUUGUAGGGAAAUUUCUUCCACGCGACGACUUUUUUUUGGUAAAUGGAAAAUAAGAAUCAGUAACAGUACGGGUUCGCAUUCCACUGCAGUAGUAGGGUUUAUAGUGUCUUAAACUAGAGUUGUGAGUUUUGUUUUUCUUAGGUUUUGAGAGAGAAAAUUUGGGUUGUAAUGGGGGAUAUAACUUGGGUUGAAGAGGGUAAUGGUGGCUCUGCGAUUUCUUCGAGGAAAAGGAAAGCGAGACCUAAAAGAUUCGAAUUUGUAGGAUGGGGUUCGAAACAACUCAUUGAGUUUCUCAAAUCACUUGGUAAAGAUACUUCUGAAAUGAUCUCUCGUUAUGAUGUUAGUGACACUAUUGCUAGGUAUAUUGCAAAGGAAGGUCUUUUAGAUCCUUCCAAUAAAAAGAAAGUUGUGUGCGACCAAAGAUUGCUUUCUCUUUUCGGGAGUCGGACGAUUUUCAGAAUGAAAGUCUAUGAUCUCCUUGAAAAGCAUUAUAAAGAGAACCAGGAUGAUUCUGACUUCGAUUUUCUCUACGAGGAUGAGCCGCAGAUUAUUUCUCAUUCGGAGAAGAUAGCUAAACGGACAAGUAAGGUUGUUAAGAAACCUAGAGGUACUUUUGCUGCUAUUGUGAGUGAUAAUAUCAAGCUUCUCUACUUGAGAAAGAGCUUAGUCCAGGAAUUGGUGAAGUCUCCUGAUACCUUUGAGAGUAAAAUGUUGGGAAGUUUUGUGAGGAUCAAGUCUGACCCUAAUGAUUAUCUUCAGAAGUACCCUUAUCAGCUUGUUCAGGUGACAGGCGUGAAGAAGGAACCUGGGACUGAUGAUUUUCUUCUUCAGGUUACAAAUUAUGUGAAAGAUGUUUCUAUAUCUGUGCUGUCUGAUGAUAAUUUCUCCCAGGAGGAAUGUGAAGAUUUACAUCAGCGAAUAAAGAACGGACUUCUUAAGAAGCCCACAAUUGUGGAGAUGGAAGAAAAAGCUAGAAGUUUACAUGAAGAUCAGACAAAACACUGGCUUGGGAGAGAAAUUGUAUUGUUAAAAAGGCUUAUUGAUCGGGCUAAUGAGAAGGGCUGGCGAGGAGAGCUGUCUGAGUACCUGGAGAAGAGGGAGCUUCUUCAAAAUCCAGAAGAACAGUCCCGGCUACUCCGCGAAGUUCCAGAAGUUAUUGGAGAGGAUAUUGUACCAAACCCUGAAGUGUCAUCCCCUGAGGCUCAUAAAAGUGACAACGAGCAACGACUGAGUGAAUCUCCAUUAUCGUGCAUCCAAGAAACCCCAGAAGUUCGCAACCUCUUUUGUGGAGAGGAUCAACAAUGUAAUAAUGGGUAUCUGAUAUCAAACCCCAGCACAACUCUGGGAAUCACGUCUUAUGCUACGAUUAACGAGAGAUUGCCAGCAUGGAUUGCUUCUGCAGGUGAUGAAUAUCUUCAUGGAGAUGUAGAGCAGCCAGCAAAUGGCAUCAUUGGAGGAGAGACGCUGUCUAAAGUUUCUCAGCUUCAGUCAAGUAUACCAGUAAUUAAUCUCAACAACGGAUCUCAAGUUCAACCAAAUCCAUCAGAAGUAAUCGAACUGAGCGAUGAUGAUGAAGAUGACAACGAUGAUGGAGAGACCCUGGACCCUAAAGUUGAAGACGUCCAGGUUCUGUCUUAUGAUAAAGAAAAGUUAAACUGGUUAUACAAAGAUCCCCAGGGUCUUGUACAGGGACCAUUCUCUCUCAUACAACUCAAAGCUUGGAGAGACGCGGAGUACUUCACCAAAAACUUCAGGGUUUGGAUGACAGGAGAAAGCAUGGAUUCCGCAGUUUUACUAACCGAUGUUCUUCGUCGGUCUAACUAAUGCAGUAAACUAUUAGAUUCAGUCAAAAGUGGUUUCAGUAUUCUGUUUGUCAUUUAUCUUCAAGUUGCAGUAGGGUUUUGCUCCUCCUUUUAAGUAAACAGCAAAUAAAAAAAAAAAGGAUGUGAAGCCAAUAGUGUUAUGACCUUAGACAGUUAGACUCCACGAGUAUGAACAGUUUGUUUUAUCAGUCAUUGCUUCUGCAGUUUCUUCUCUAAUAUUUAUACUGAAUCA
Molecule: messenger RNA, 2353 nt
Organism: Arabidopsis lyrata subsp. lyrata
Lineage: Eukaryota; Viridiplantae; Streptophyta; Magnoliopsida; Brassicales; Brassicaceae
Exons: 7
Coding region: 467-2122 (551 amino acids)
Molecular function (GO): protein binding; DNA binding
Source: RefSeq, a predicted model, not a curated record